This is a messenger RNA of Amoebophrya sp. A120, 533 nucleotides long. Lineage: Eukaryota; Dinophyceae; Syndiniales; Amoebophryaceae. The record is from the annotation of a GenBank genome assembly.
CGCGCGGCGGCGCGACAGCCGCCUGCCGGGCUUUGUUCGCCGACGCAUAUGCCCGGCGCGUGGCCUCUGCGCGGCCGUGCUUUCCUGCUCUGCUUCAUUCUUGGCCGGGCCCUGUCGCCGGCUGCUUUUCAGGUCGCGCAGAUUGCGGCGCCUCUGGGGCGGGCCAAGCAGAAUCCGGCGGGCCACCAGAAUACGCGGCGGGGCGGCCAGCACCCCCGUAGCGGCAUGGCCCCCCGCCGGCGGGUGUUCUGCCUACUUUACGUGGAUCAAGCUGCUGCGCAGACUUCUAUUCUUAUUCCAGCGCAAAAUCGGUAUGCCGGGUCUCGGAACUUGUAUGUUGGGUCGCCCGCCCUCGGCGCAAAUUGCUCCCCCCGCGAAAAUAGCCCGCCCGGCGUGGCAAGCACGAAGACAAAGCCCGCGCGGCCUGCCGGCAGAGGGCCAGCGGGCCGCCUUCCCGCCCGGCCGGCGGUCCCCGCCCCUUGCUUUGCGCGCGCUUGGCGCAGGCUUUUCCCGGCGCCCGCCUUGCCCCCUGU